AUGAUUACGGAUAAUACAACAGAUGAAAAUAUUGUUGAUAACAAUUAUUAUCAUCUUAUUGAUCAUUGUAUAUCAAUGCUCGCUCAGCAAGGAACUGCCAUCACAAAACGAACACUUCUAUCGACUUUAUGUCAUCUUACGUAUAAUAUUGAUAUGAUAGUUUAUAUGAAAAAUAACUUAUUUUUAAAACCACUCUUAUUAAAAAUGAGUGAAUCUGAUGAUGCCGAAAUAUCUUUCAAUGCAUAUCGCAUUUUGUCGAUAAUUAUGAACGAAGAAGAUAUUAAAAGACUUGCUAAUGGCAAUAAAAUAGUUGCCUUAUUUUAUUUAUAUUUUAUUAGUAUGAUUGAUGAUCCAAUUCAGAAAACAGCUUUUCAUAGUCUACUUCAUUCUCUAAAGAGUCUCGUACAACAUAAAGAAAUCAAAAUAGAAUUAAUUAAUCAAGGAAUAAUACCAUUACUUAUUCGAUGUGUCAUUGAAGCAAAUUUUCAUAAAACAAAAACUCAACAAUAUGCAUUAGAAAUUUUACUUGCACUUUCCUUUAACAAAGAUGCUUUAAAAAUACUUGAACAAGAUACGAAUUUUAUGAAUUAUCUCAAAACAUUAGAAAAUUCAACUGAAGAAAAUUUACAACGAGUAGCUAAUCAUUUACUUUGGCAAUUUGAUCAAAAGAUGUCUACUCCUAUCGUAACAAAGUCUGAUUCUUCUUGUUCGAAUAAAAAAUUUGAUAUAAUGCUAAGCUAUUCACAUAUUGAUAAAAAAAUGUGUUUUCAAAUUUAUGAAAAUCUUGUUAAAGAUGGAUUUCAUGUUUGGCUUGAUCGAGAUCAAAUCCAUGGUGAUACAAUGACAGCAAUGGCUAAUGCUAUUGAAAAUUCAGAAUUCGUAUUUAUUUGUAUGUCAGAAGCAUAUAAACAAAGUCCAUAUUGUCAAGUAGAAGCUCAAUAUGCAUUUGAACGACGAUGUAAAUUGAUACCACUCGUUAUGAAAACAAAAUACAAACCUGACGGAUGGUUAGGUAUCAUUGUCAGUGGCAAAAUUUAUGUCGAUUUUUCUAAAUUUCAAUUCGAUUCGGCUUAUUCAAUUCUUAAAACUGAAAUUGAAAAGAAACGAAAUACUGCUGACGCUCAUUCUAAAACAAUAACAACAUCUCAUCAAUUAUUGGCACCACAAUCAUCAUCAUCAUCAUCAUCAGUAGUUAAUCAACAUCAAUUAGUUAUAGAUCUUCCACAUUGCAUUGAUUCAUGGUCUACAGAGCAUGUUCGUUCAUUUCUCAUUAAUAACAAUUUCACAUCACUUCUACCUGUCUUUCCUGAUUUCAAUGGUCAUUUACUACAUCAAGCCUAUUCAAUGUGUCAAAUAAGUCGAGAAAGUAUGUUUCAGGCAAUGAGACAUGAGGUUAUAGCCAAUGCAACUGUUCCGCCAUUGACACUCGCUACGUAUCUUCGUUUUCUUGAUCAAUUGAAAAUAUAUAUUCCAGUGAAUAUCAACGAAUCAUCACAAAUACCAAUGUCAUCUAUUUGUAAUAUUAUGUAA
This is a messenger RNA of Rotaria sordida, 1530 nucleotides long. The record is from the annotation of a GenBank genome assembly. NCBI's taxonomy places the organism in Eukaryota, Metazoa, Rotifera, Eurotatoria, Philodinida, Philodinidae.